Messenger RNA from Oikopleura dioica, 1866 nucleotides. NCBI's taxonomy places the organism in Eukaryota, Metazoa, Chordata, Appendicularia, Copelata, Oikopleuridae. The record is from the annotation of a GenBank genome assembly.
AUGAAUUUCCAGCGGUCGCCGUUGAAUUUGACGUUGGUCGCCUGCUCUUCCAUAGCCAACAGCUUCGAUCGAGCCCCGCUUAGAAUGUUGUUGAGGAUCUGUUUUCAAAAGGAUAUUUUGACUUUUCAGCGUCAGUCUGAAAAUGACCUUGACAGUCCGAACAUGUCAGGAAAAAGUUCGACGCGAAUCGAAGAUGAUUUCAUUCCAAUUUUUUUUCUCGCAAAGGAAUACACCUUUCGAACAACAGAAUUGGAGAAAAAAGAAGAAGAGCUAAAAGGAUCAAAGCACAGCUUAAUCGUCUAUAUCUACGUCGCAAACGGAAUCGCGGAAAAAGAAGUACCGAAGGAAUAUCUGUCAAUUUAUUUGAUUGGAUUUCAAGAGCUUUACUUUUUUACAUUUUUCGCCUGUUCUGCUGAUUGCGGCAUAGAGAUGAAGAUUCUAUCACUCGCUCUCGUCGGCAUAACACACGCGCUGAUAUGCUAUGAAUGCGACAAUGCAAAAAACAUGGAUGAAUGCAAGGCACAAAGAAAACCAAGAGAGUGCAACGAAAAUGAGAAUUCCUGUCAGCAAGAAAUCAGAACCUGGGGCCCAGGUGGGAAAUUCAUGUCAAUCACCCAGCGGUGCAAACAAAAGCAUGCUUGUGUUAACAAUCACAUACAGAAUCCCCGAGCCGCUUGGAAGGACACACAAUGUCAACCUUUUACGCACCCAGAAAACUCCGUCUGCCGUUGUUGUUGCACUUGGAACUACUGCAAUGGUAAAGAAUACGCUGGUUGCAAGGGCAUGGCUUUUUGGAAGACAUCGACAGAGUCGCCACCGACGAACACAACGACGCCUGUUUCAUUGACAACAACAUCAGCCACAACGACAACAACAACGACACCGGCAGUGACGAGUCCGUCAGACGGUGAAGCAGAAACAACCUCGCUUGACAUCGGUUUCGUAACUGAGUUUCCGCCAGCACCUACGACCACGGAGGCACCUACGACGACAGAAGGGCCAACAUGUGAGUGGACCGAGUGGACUGAAUGGGAUAAAUGUUCUGAGACCUGCGGUGGUGGACAGCGCAAUCGAUAUAGAAAUCCUACUGGCGACAUGAAUGCCCCCGGAUGUGAAGGCUUCGCUGAAGAUGUCGAAUAUUGCAAUACGCAAGAUUGCGACGAGAAACAGUGCAAAGAUAAUUAUGUCGACGUAUGCUUCUUGCUUCCAGUUAACAACGCGACAGAUAACAAGAGCAUCCGAAUGAUGCGAAACUUCGUCCGCGAUACUCACAGUUACAUUGGAAAUUUCGGAAGCGAAGAUCUUCAAUUUUGCGUUUACCAAUACGCUAAUAGCGCCUCACAGGUGUUUUCUCUAUCUGACUCUGCCAGUUUUGACUCUGCUACGUUGAGAAGCGCGCUCGAACAAGGAAUCUUGCAACCUGCCGACAAUGGUGCAAAUAUCGGCAGCGCCUUUAAGACCAUUCACGACGAGGGAUUCAAUGCUGUUAACGGGUGGAGAAAGAACGACCAAAUUCCAUCUGUUCUCGUCGUCCUGACUGACAAUCUCAACACUCUCGAUUUCUACGAAGAUCUUCAAUAUGUUCAUAACAAGGCUUAUCGGGUUGUCGCGGUAGGUAUUGGUGAAAAUGUGAAUGGGUCCUCGUUGUCUUCAAUCGCCUCACUCCCGUCCGAGGAGAAUGUUUUCUCAGUUGCUGACUUUACAGGACUCGCAUCGGUUGUACCAGACGUCGGAUACGAUAUCUGCCAGGUCGAUUACUGGAAAGAAGAUCAGUGUAUGUACCAAAACGGGGGGUGCACGGCGACACAAACUUGCUACGUGCAGUAUAAUGGCAAGCAAUGCUACGACAACGCUCUAUCGUCCUAA